AUGUGCUCCUUAUUUUGUUAUCCAGCUAACCCAAGAAGAGCACCAAAUAAAUAUAUUUUACUAUCACUAUUCACUAUAUGUGAGGGAUAUGUAGUCUCAGCUAUUUGCUGCUCAAUUGCUAAGGAAUAUGAGAAUGGAGGUAUUUGAUUUUAUUUAUUAUUAGUCCAUCUAAUUUUUAUGGCAUUAUCUAUGACAGUACUCAUGACCUUUGGUUUAACAUACGCCUGCUUUACUAAAUAGGAUUUCACAGAUUAUACUGGGCUUCUAUGGUCUUUUAUUAUAUGCUUAUUUUUACUACUUGUUGUCACUCUACUUUUUCCAAGUAGGAUAAUUUAAAUCAUCUAUUCAGUCGUUCUACAUCAUUAUUGA
Paramecium sonneborni is the source of this 369-nucleotide messenger RNA. Lineage: Eukaryota; Ciliophora; Oligohymenophorea; Peniculida; Parameciidae. The record is from the annotation of a GenBank genome assembly.